AAAUGGGUUUCAUCAACAAUAUGCUGUGUUUCCACGUGCUAGUCGCCUUCCUGGCGACGGGCGACGGCUCCUUGACCCCCAUAAUAAAACCUUUCCUGUCCAUGCUCGACGCAAAAAAUAGGGGGGCACCCGUAGCACCAGUCAUCGUACCGAAAGCAGCCACUCCCGAUGCCCCUGUAAAAUCAAAAAUGACACGCGUCUUCACCCCUCGCAUGGACGAAUCAUCAAAAUUAAUGAAUAGGGUGGGAAAAAAUGACGAUGACCAAUUUGCCUGGCCGUUAAGGUCCGAUGUACCCAAGAUAAUGGUCACUCCUUUGAAGAAAGGUCUCGUAGACGGUAAUAAAAUGUAUAUGGAUACGAGAACCGCGAAUAUGAUUCCCACGAUAAUGGUCAGCCCUUUGAGGAAGGGCCCCGUAGACGGUGGCAAAAAGGCCAUGGAUAUGAGAACCGGGGAUAUGAUACCCAAGAUAAUGGUCAGCCCUUUGAAGAAAGGUCUCGUAGACGGUGGCAAAAUGUCUAUGGAUAUGAGAACCGUGAAUAUGAUACCGACGAUAAUGGUCAGCCCUUUGAAGAAAGGUCUCGUAGACGGUGGCAAAAAGGCCAUGGAUAUGAGAACCGGGGAUAUGAUACCCACGAUAAUGGUCAGCCCUUUGAAGAAAGGUCCCGUAGACGGUGGUAAAAUGCCUUUGGAUAUGAGAACCGGGGAUAUGAUACCCAAGAUAAUGGUCAGCCCUUUGAAGAAAGAUCUCGUGGACGGUGGCAAAAAGGCCAUGGAUAUGAGAACCGGGGAUAUGAUUCCAAAGAUAAAGGUUCAGCCUCUGAACGAAGGAUUGACAGGUAUGAAUCGGGGUUUUAUGAUUCCUCAGUCAAAUUGGGGUCCUAAACGAAUGAUUGUGAAACCGUUCAAAAAUAUGAAUAUGUUUGACAAAGGUAUGAAUAUCUUUGAUAAUUCGAAUUCUAAUGAGCUGGCCUGGAAAGGGCUCGACAUGUUGGACGAAGACUAUGACGACGCAACUCCGGAAGAUUUCGAUCGUAUCCUGAUUAUUGCACCUAUAAAGUCGCGUUCCCGAACAAGCUUCCGCACUAAAGACGGGCCCCGCAAGCGCAUGUUGAGGCAAGGGUACGACACUAUGAGGAGUGGAGACUGCCCGUUCUGUAACGACAAUUUUGUUGGUUGAUGCUGCUGGAAAAAUAUCACGUUGCAAAUACUUUCAUUAUAGGGCCUUUAUUCAAAAUACAGAGUUUACAUUUGA
Leguminivora glycinivorella is the source of this 1253-nucleotide messenger RNA. RefSeq lists its product as uncharacterized. NCBI's taxonomy places the organism in Eukaryota, Metazoa, Arthropoda, Insecta, Lepidoptera, Tortricidae. Bases 3 to 1178 code for a protein of 391 amino acids. The record is from RefSeq and is a predicted model, not a curated record. The transcript is spliced from 2 exons.